Molecule: messenger RNA, 6611 nt
Organism: Hippoglossus stenolepis (Pacific halibut)
Lineage: Eukaryota; Metazoa; Chordata; Actinopteri; Pleuronectiformes; Pleuronectidae
Gene: rhoua
Product: ras homolog family member Ua
Exons: 4
Coding region: 356-1153 (265 amino acids)
Biological process (GO): small GTPase-mediated signal transduction
Molecular function (GO): GTP binding; GTPase activity
Source: RefSeq, a predicted model, not a curated record
CACACACACACACACUCACACACACUCUAACGCUGAGCUCCGGCUCUUUUCCUCAGUCUGAUGAAAUGUGAGUGAACCAUGACGCUGCCUCUGCUCAGUGUCAGUGUGUGUUUGUGUCAGUGUGUGUUUGUGCCAGUGUGUUUGUGUCUGUGUGUGUUUGUGUUGUGAUGAAGAUUGAAUCUUUCUAAUUCAGCCAUGGAGACUAAAACGAAGCGGACACAAGCGACGACAAACUGUUGACAAACGGCUCUGAGACCCGGCACAUAACGGACUUUAAUGGACGAUGUAAAAACUGGACCGAAGCGGGACUGAAGCUCCUGCCUCCAGCGGUAAGUCGCCCUCCUCCCCGGGUCCGAUGCCUCCGCGGGGCGACGGGAGCUUCAAGCCGGCACCGGUGUCCCCUGCUCCGCCCGUCCCGCCGAGGAGGGUCAGGAGCCGGGACAGGGGCUCCGGCAGGACGCGGCGCUCCGGGACAGAGGCAGGGGCAGGGUCGGCGGAGAGGCGGGUGAAGUGUGUGCUGGUGGGGGACGGAGCUGUGGGGAAGACCAGCCUGGUGGUCAGCUACACCACCAACGGAUACCCCACCGAGUAUGUGCCCACCGCCUUCGACAACUUCUCAGCGGUGGUGUCAGUGGAUGGGCAGCCAGUCAAACUACAACUGUGUGACACAGCUGGGCAGGAGGAGUUUGAUAAGCUGCGUCCUCUGUGUUACACCAGUGCAGAUGUGUUCCUGCUGUGCUUCAGUGUUGUCAGUCCCGCCUCUUUCCAAAACGUUCCAGACAAGUGGGUCCCAGAGAUUCGCAGACACGCCCCGUUCGCUCCACUCGUUCUGGUUGGGACACAGUGUGACCUCCGAGAAGAUGUCAAGGUUCUCAUCGACCUGGCGAGGUAUCGGGAGCGGCCCAUCGAGCCAGCGGACGCCUGGGACUGUGCCAUGGAGAUCGGAGCGGUGGCCUACAUGGAGUGCUCCUCUUUGACCCAAAAAAACCUUAAAGAAGUGUUUGACACAGCCAUACUGGCCAGUCUGCAGAACUACAGCUCCCAGAAGCUCCCGAGAGGGAAACAAAAACGACAGAAAAAGCAAAGGCAGACGCCGGACAAGAUGAAGAGUCUGUCCAAGUCAUGGUGGAAAAGGUACUGUUGUGUGGCCUAGAGCAGACCUGUGAUCAGAUUUGGGUCUCGCUGACUCUGACCCUCCUUUGACUUUAUCCUGGUCUGGAUUCUGCUGAGUUGGGGUUCUACCCGGAUUCAGUCUGGGUUUCUCUGUAAUGGAGCCUGAUGUUGAGCAGGAUCUCGACUGGAGUGUGGCUGAGAACCAAAGUAAGACUGUCAUGCAUUUCAAAUAUUCUAGUUUUUCUUUGGAGAUUUUAGUAUUAUCAUGGAUGAGAUUUACUACUGAGCCCAACCUGGUUCUAUUAGAGCCCAGAAAACCAAGCAGUGCUCCUGUGUCCCUGAAUGAACCAGGGGGUUUUGUGCUGUAAUAAUUUGGUUUCAGCCUCAGUUUCUGAGGAGAAGCUGCUCCUCGCUCUCCUGAAAUUUAACUGGAAUGAAACAGGAGUUGUUAUCUGUGAUAAUGUUGUUUAGACAGUUUCAGAUUUGAGCAGGAGCAGAGACUUUUAUUUUCUGGUCGGGGUUUAACACAUGAAUUAGAAUUAGUGGUAAAAACCUUCUCAAACUUGAAUGGGUGUGUAAUUGUUGUGUAGGUGGAAGGGACCUGCACUGUCUUCAGACUACAACUGUAAUUGUUGGUGACUUUAACAAAACUACAUUCACACUUAUCUUUAAAAUAGUUUCUAACUCCACAGUGGAGCAGACCUAAUCGUUUCAUCACUGAACAUGAUUUAUGUUAGAACUUAGUCAACAAGUAUAGCCCAUGGUUAAUUUUAGAGCUUUUUUAUCACUGGGCUGAUUGUUUUCUAAUGAAAGAACAUAUUUUAUUCAGCAGCUUAUAAUUUUAUCCUGGUCACAUGUGGUGCAGCCAGCAAACCUAAUCUGGAACCUGCACCAUGGGUAAUAUCUGACUCUGUUUUUGGAUUUAAUUAACGUCCCUCCAGAGUGAAGCCAGACUAAGUUUGGUCAAUGAAAAACUUUCUACCCUCUUAAGAAUAAAUAUAAUUUCUUUCGCCUGGUUCAAAAUCAACCCCUACAUAUCUUAACUCAAGCAAAAUAACUGGAGAGGGAAACCAACACACAUAUCUUAGUAGUAGCAAAGGAUGCUGAACAAUGUCCAGACUGUCUGAAUAUAUGAUGAAAACACAAGCACCACUGUAAAGGUUUUAUCUUAUAGACACAAUCCAGGAGUCAGGGACCUACUGCAGGGCUCCUCUGGUAGCUGAGCCAGUUUAUCAUCCUCAUCGGUCUGACCUUGGCACUGAAAGAUUGUACAGUCUGAAAAAAUUGACUGGUACAAAUUUGGUUUUGUUAAACAUAAAUCUUUGUUGGUCCUCUCAGCCUGAAACUUGCAUCAGCAGACAACGGAAACUAAAAAUGGGUUUCAGGUAUUUGUUCUGCUUUGGUGCAUGUUUGACUUAUCUUGCAAGAUGCUUGCGAAGCCUUAAGCAUGAGCAUUUAAUACUAAUUCAACCAAGUGCUCUCUGCAUGUGUUUGAAUUUACAAAAUGGACUCAGCUGUUUGAUUGUGUCGGCCUGUAGCAAGAAAAGAGCUAAAUGAAAUAAACACCGUUGUUUUUCUUUUCGUAGGCCUUCAAUGCAAUUGUGUGUAAGACUGUGAAAUUUCUACCAUGUACAUUUUCAGUGAAAUAUUUUCUAAGUAGCUAUCAACUACAGUUUGAUUUGUCUUGUCUGUUGCUCUGCAUUUGCUCCAUUUACUCUAAAUCUGAUCCUCUGCAUUCAUUACCGUGGCAGCCAUAGGUCAUUUUCACCACUCUGAGUCCAUGCUGCUUUCACGCUACAGAGACACCCAUUGUCCACCACGUGUCUGCUGUAUGCAGCUCUGCAGCCUGUUCGCUCUCAAACAGAUUCACUUUAAUAUGUUGUUAAAGCAGAAAUAAAAAGGCCAACUAAAACACUAAAUGUGUAGUAACACUCAGCUGCCACACCUUCCUUUGUACACUACCACAAGAGCAGAUCCCCAGCAUUUAAAACUAUCUCUCCACAGUGCCUCCAUGUGAAUGGCUCUUUGUAUCUUAGAGUCACUGCAGCAGCAGGAAUGAAAGAGGUUUAAGUCAGACUGAAGCAGAUCUGCUGUGGUUCAGCAGUGUAAUCACUGUGGAGCCCCUAGCCCCGAAAUAUUAUUUGUAUCAUGUGUGCACAACAUAAUGAACCUGCAUGUGCACACAGAGAAAAAACAUAUUGCCUUUUAGGACUUUAAGGACUCUGUAUUCUUCAUAUUGAUCAGUUCACGCUUACAUUUCUUAACUCCUUUAAACCUGUCUGACUAGUAAGACAAAGUUUCUGAGACUGCUGUAAUGUAAAAGUCCAAGAGCAACUUUGGUCUACACCGAGCAAUAUUUCAUGUGACAAUAUUCUAGUAAUUUUGUUAUUAGUAAGUUUCUGACUAUAUCUCUUUAAAAGUCAACAAUAACCCUUAGCCGGGGGGGGGGAUUUGAGUAAAUCCAGGGCUAAAGGUGACUCAUAUCUCAUGUUUCUAUGGUGAAAAAUAUGUUAGCCCAGAGCUAAAGGACCUGUUAUACCUGAGCUACCAGUAAUCUUAUCUCGGGUGAGAGGAGUGUGAGCAGUUUUAACCUUAAAGCUAAACUUGCGCCAUCUUUCAAAGUGGUUCAAAGUUAGUUUCUCUACUGGUAUGAAGUGGAGUGAGCUGUCGUGUGCCUUGAAAUCAUUAUAAUAAUGAUUUUGAACGCAACUCUACUAUGGAGAGUUGCGUUCAAAAUCAUCAGUUUCAGUGAGGUUUCGUACACCCAAACUGGAUUUUUGUCACCCUCUACCAAGGCUCAAACAACUAAAGCUGUAUGUUGGCACCAAAAUACGGUUUCGAAAAGAUUAUCCCCCAAAGACGUCCUCAUGUAACCCAAACUGAUCUUGUACCAGCAUUGACAGUGUAGCCCUUCAAGACAAAUCUGAGAAACCGAUCAGUUCGAAACGUUAUCCUUGUGUUGCGUUCAGGUGUUCUCUCUGACACUGGGACUCCUGAUUUUUGGACCGUGCUUCAUUGGAGCUCUGUGGUUGUUUUCUGUCGAGGAUGCUACCGCUGCGACUGAAUGGGCUCACUGUGCCCAUGUUUGACUUCAUGAUAGCAAAUGUAUUGUUUCUUACUGGGGGGAGAAGCAUAAUAAGUUGCUUGUCUCUGUUUGUCUGCAGUCUUGGUUGAUGGUGGAUUUAAUUUGGCCAAAGGUCACGCAGAUCUUUAUGAUCGCCCGUAUUUCCUCUGUCAGGUUUUAUCAGUCUUUUUCACAGUUUUUUUUCUUAUCACAUUGGGUUUUGUUUGCAUGCAGCACGUGAUCCAGUCCUGCAUUCACACUGAGAACAUUAUAAAACUGGGUCAAUUAAUUCCUGUUUAAAUUCAUCAAAACAGCAUGAAUGACUUCUUGGUAUGUUGCUAUUUAAUUAAUCAACAAUAGCUUGCAUGUGUCUGACAAGGAUUUCAGACUGAAUGUGUCUUUGUUUAGGUUCUUCUCUCUUUAUCCAGUCUACAACACCUAAACACAGAAAUUAGCUUUAUCUAUUAUCUUGUAAAACGACUCAUCUUCUCUGAACUACACACUGGCCUUGACUGACAUUUUUGGAGUAAUGUUAUGUGGUGAGUAGUUUAACAGUAACGCAAAUAGAUGAGAUCCAUAGAUACAGCAAACUGACUCAGUAAUGGUUCUAACUAAAGUAAACAAAAGCGACUAAGGCCCCAGCAGCGAAACCCCUGACUGUGUUGAAUUGAACAGUGAUGCAUUUUUCUGCUUAUAGAUUCAUUAUUUUCAUGUGUAGGACUGAGGUUGUGUUAUUUCUUCUUUAAAACCAGAAUUGUCUGAUUGAUGCUCAGCAGGUUGUGUCCUGUAUGACGGAUGUAUGGCCCUGGAAUGUAGAACAGACAGGUCUCUGAAAGUGAACUAUCCUGUGUUAUAUGGAGAGAUGAGGGUGACUGAGAAAUGUGGAGACAGAGUAUUGUGCUGCAAAGCUGGUGUUUUGCUGAAAGUAAGAUAGAAAUGUAAUUGUGUGUUUGGGACAAUGUCGGUUGCUCUGAUUGCCAUUAAGAAAGGUGUACUGUAUAUAUAAUGACGAUUGCUGGCUUCAGUUUGUGUGAUUUAUUAGUGUUGGGGUAGGAUUUCAAUCUGCACAAAAGUACAAAUUACAAGUUUACUGAUAAUUAAAUCAAUGAUCACAUUGUGAUGAAAGUUGGUGCAGGUUUGCCUAUGUGCUACUUACAGUAGUGCUGAAAUCCUCUCAGUGUGAAUACUUGAAAUACGGUUUCAUUUUUAUUUGCUUCAGUGUUUAUAAAUGUGAGGGUGCAAAUUAAUGGCACUUACAACUUUUGGAAUAUUUCCAAUAGACCCCCUCCACCAGCAGCCUUGACAUGGCAGCCGGGGCUACAAUGUAAUCUUAUGGGGCAACUGCGACAUUCCAUGAAAUGUAGGUUCACAGCACUCAUAACAACACCACCAGUUUCCAGAGAAAGCGGUGCAGCAUCUCGUGGACCCUCCUAUGCUUAUUGCCUCUCUCUCUCUCUCUCUCUCUCUCUCUCUCUCUCUCUCUCUUCUCAUUUACUGUUCAUUUUGAAGAAGCUCUUCGUCCGUAUACUCCGGCUCAAAGGGAAUCAUCAACAACAACUCCUCUCUCCAACUCUCUCUCACACUCACUCACUCACUCAAUUUUCCACCUCCGUCACGAGACUUGAGUGAGACUUCUCGUUCAGCAAGACAUUUCACGUUUGGUGAAAAUUCGGUGGACUGUCGCAGUUGCCCCAUACGAUUGUAUUGUAACCACUGCUUCUGUGUCACAGCUUGUUAUUGUGAAGAUCUACUAGACCAAUUCCAAACAUUUUGUAAGUACAAUUUAUUUACACGCCUACUUAGGGCCCUGGUUGAAAAAUACUAUAAUUCCCUGAGAAGACAGCUCCUCCAGAUGUUCAUGAUAAAAUUGAGAGGUUUUCUGUUUGUGAAUGUCGUUUCUUUACGUUAAGCAAAUCUGUUAUCGCUCUUUAUUUAAUAUGGCAAUUACACCAAAUAUAAAGCCAGAUUAGAAAGCAUUUAUUGACAUUGUAUUGUACAAAACACAACAAAAUUAAGAGUGCUGUUCCUGGUUAGUGGAUUAACAUCACUAAAUACCCACACCUCUUUAUUGUUGAUUGCACAUGAACAUAUAGCCCAGAGUUUAAUCAAGAAGAGACAACCUGGGGAAAUGAACAAAAUUGUUCGUUCUUGAGAUUUAAUUAUUUUCUCACUGAGGUUGAUAGCCCCAGAAACACAGCUGAGCUCACUCACAUGGAACACCAGCUGAGAACUUCUCUUAGCAAACCAACGCUAUCGUUCUGUAUAAACCACGGCUGAGUUUUCUUUUUUCCAGCGAAUGAAAACAUGGUAACAGAUAAUACGCUGCUGCGAUCUGUUCACAUCGAAUUCUCUGUUGAACUGAGGAUGUCAGACAAAGGAAGAUGUGUUUGUACAAACGUUUUAUACCCUGAGAAAUAAAGAAUAUCUGAUUUAA